This is a messenger RNA of Dinoponera quadriceps, 882 nucleotides long. Its product is annotated as alpha-tocopherol transfer protein-like. NCBI's taxonomy places the organism in Eukaryota, Metazoa, Arthropoda, Insecta, Hymenoptera, Formicidae. The coding region runs from base 38 to 841 and encodes 267 amino acids. Gene Ontology annotation, molecular function: phosphatidylinositol bisphosphate binding. Gene Ontology annotation, cellular component: membrane. The record is from RefSeq and is a predicted model, not a curated record. The transcript has 6 exons.
UAAAACAGUUUUGUGAAAAAUAAGCGGUAUCAUAAACAUGAUUAAGUUAGAAAUCAUAACAAUUAAAGAAGCAAUAGAGGAAGCUGGAGGAAACGAGCAACUCUUUCAAGAAAUGGCCGAUAAAUUUCGGCAAUGGCUACAACAACAACUUCAUCUCCCUCAAGAGAUUUCGGAUGAAAAAUUACGGUGUACUAUUUUGACUGCGAAAUUCGAUCUGGAGAAAGCUAAGAAAUAUUUGGACUCGCAGUACACUCUUCGUAAUCUGAUUCCUGAAUUUUUCGCCGACUGUGACCCAUUGGGUGAGAGCGUUGCUCGAUUUCAUAAGUGCUUAUACUUAUUCAUAAUAGCGAACAUACGUGCAGAGGAAGAUACAGCUAUUCCUGAAAUUAGCAUUAUGGAUUGCACUCAUCUCACUUUGAGUCAUAUACUAAAAUAUUCGCCAACCAUCAUGAAGAAAUGUGACCUCAGCAUGCAAGCAUACGGUAAAAGAUACAAAGCAGUUUAUUUCAUAAAUGCACCGACUUACAUCGAGCAGUUAGCAUCGAUCUUUAAAAUGGUUCUAAAACCAAAACUUUUUGCUAGAUUACGAUUUCUUACAUCCGGAAUAGAAUCAGUGUGUGAAGAUAUACCGAAAUCCAUUUUACCUGCAGAUUAUGGUGGUGAGGAAGCAUCAAUGGACACUCUAACAGAUAUGUGGCGAGCGAAACUAAUGGAACGAAGGGAAUGGUUACUGGCACAGGAAAAACUCAAGACCAACGAGUCCCUGCGAACUGAUUCUGUAAUAAAUCCGAAUGACUUAUUCGGAGUUACUGGUACAUUCCGAAAAUUGGAAAUCGAUUGACCAUUUAAAAAUAUAUUGGUUUUUAGUUUGCAUUGUGGUAC